Messenger RNA from Sebastes umbrosus (honeycomb rockfish), 2279 nucleotides. RefSeq names its product TBC1 domain family member 15. NCBI's taxonomy places the organism in Eukaryota, Metazoa, Chordata, Actinopteri, Perciformes, Sebastidae. Gene Ontology annotation, biological process: activation of GTPase activity. Gene Ontology annotation, molecular function: GTPase activator activity. The coding region runs from base 295 to 1686 and encodes 463 amino acids. The record is from RefSeq and is a predicted model, not a curated record. The transcript has 10 exons.
GCACAGGGAGUCCACCUGGAAUGUGGAGCCAGACUCAGAUCUCAAGGUGCAGUCAGUCAUAUGACUCUGGAGCUGGAAACUAGUUCCUAGAAAAACUCAUUCAAUAAGUUUUGUGAUCUUGAACGUGUCGACCUUUUGUUGGCGGAAGUCAGUCAGUCCAGUGGUGUUUUCAGCUCCAGAUGUGUCUCGGGAAGCAUCUGCAGGAGGAUGGAUGACAUGUUUGUUGUGUGUUGUCGAGCUCUUCUUCUUCACCUGUGCGACUAAAGGCCGACCUGCAGCAAGGCACAGACACAGAUGGAGGACCUGAGGAGUCCCGGGAGUCCGCAGCACACAGCAGCCGGAGAGGAGACGAGCUCACCGGACGCUCUCCGGUCAGAUGUCCGCCUCCAGAGGAGAGUAGCAGCGGUCAGCUCUCCGGCUCUGUCCGCCGCACGGCUCACCUUACCGGGGGUCAUGGACGCAGAGGGGAGGGUCGACGAGUCCAGGCUGAGGAUGCACAUCUUCAAAAACGGUGGCAUGUGUCCCUCUGAGCGUGGCCUGGUGUGGCGCUUCCUGUUCGGGAUGUACCCGUGCAGCUCGACAGCGUUAGAGCGCUCUCUGCUGCAGGAGCAGAUGGUCGUACGUUACCGGGUCAUGAAGAGAAAGUGGCAGCAGUUCCUUCCAUCGGCCGUGCGGAUGCACCUCAACGGCACUGACGCUGAGUUGGUGGCAGCAGUCAGGUACUUUGACCAGAGGCAGGCCCAGGCCCAGCAACAGACCCAGGACCAGUCUGAGGAGGUCACGGACAGACUGGCUUUCUUGGAGCUUCAGGCACAGAUACUGUUCGAGCGGGUCACGUUUGACCAAGAGGAGCUGCGGGAAGCCACACGAAUCAUUGACAAGGAUGUGCCGAGAACUAACCGAGACCUGAGCUAUUAUCAGGGUGAAAGUUCAGGCAAUCUGUUGGUGCUGAGAGACAUCCUCAUCACUUAUGCUGCUUUUCAUCCAGAGGUCAGUUAUGCCCAAGGAAUGAAUGACCUGUGCAGCCGGUUCCUGGAGGUUCUCGACUCAGAGGUCGACACUUUCUGGAGUUUCUCGUGCUACAUGGAGAAGUUCUCCAAGGACUUCAGGGCGGAUGGUCUGCACAGGAAAAUAGAGCUGGAGGCAGCCCUGUUGAAGGAACUGGACCCGCAGCUUUAUGCUCAUUUGGUCACAGACAGCAUGGAGAGCUUCACCUUCUGCCACAGGUGGCUGCUGCUGGGUUUCCAGAGGGAGUUUGAACACAGCGACGCACUACGUUUGUUCGAGAUCCUGAGUUGUGACCACCUGGAGCUCAUCUCCCAGCAAGUAGACCGAGCCCGUUAUCAGGAAAGGCUGGAACGAAAAUGCAGCACAGAGGACCAUUCAGAGUCGGAGCUGCAGGCCAUCAACACCGACUUCACCUUUGAGCUCUUCAUCUGUGCAGCCAUCCUGUUGGAGAACAGAGAGUCUCUGCUGCGGUGCCGAGAUGACGUGCAGCUCAUCCAGUUUACUAGCAGCCUUCAGGGAACUCUGGACCUGAACAGCACGCUGAAGAAAGCAGAGCACCAUUUGUACAACUACUGCAAGCGCUGUGCUUGGGACUAUAUGAAUGGGUGCUGCAGAGCAGACAAGAGCAAAGAAGAGGACUUUCUGUAUCAACUCCGUAGUUUACUUGUUUUAAAGUGAUUGCUACUAUUUAAAUACCUGACGUCAAAGACUCUUCUGAAGCUGUAAUUGGUAACAAGGGACAUAUAAUCCCUAUUUGGAGUUUUGAUGGCACAUUUUCUAUCUUUUAUUUCUGAGAGAAACACUGAUGGCUGCUUAGAUCCGUUAUUGCUGUUUAUUAUAAAUGUACAGUAUUUAUUGAAUGACAGUUGACCAACACUGACUGUGAGUUAUUCUGGUUGUUCUCCUGAACUGCCAUGAAUACUUAAUCUCAAUAUCUUAGUAGGAGAUAGGAAUCACGUUUUAAAGGAUUUGUUUUUACGGGUUAUGUAAUAUUCAACUGCCAGAAGAAAACAACUACUCACCAGACACGUGUGAAUACGAGGAUCUGGUGUGUCGCAACAGGUGGUGUCUGUAACGAACUGCAGUUAUAUUUAAUGCCAAAUGGCACGUGUCAGAGAGGCCUGUGUAACAAGAAUAGUUUUUGAGCGCUGGCAGGGGGACCAUGCAGUAAGGGGAAGGAAAAGUUACUGCACUACGGUGUCUUAAAUACAGAUUGAAGCACAAAUAAAUAACCUGAAAACCUCAAUAAAACUAUUGAAGAUUGUUUACUA